Molecule: messenger RNA, 587 nt
Organism: Onthophagus taurus
Lineage: Eukaryota; Metazoa; Arthropoda; Insecta; Coleoptera; Scarabaeidae
Source: RefSeq, a predicted model, not a curated record
UUCAUCUCAUCCACUUUAAAUAUGUACUUUAAUCUUUUAUUACUCCUUUUCAUCCCCUUAAUUGAUUCAUUCGUUCAUCACAAAUCCGUAAGAAGAGAUUUAGAGAAACACCACAAAUUAAAUAACAAUUUUUUCACCCCAACAACUCAUAAAAUCCACGUUUUCACCGACCAUAUUUGUGCGGAAACCAACGCAAUUUGCGUACAUCCGGUUCAAUGUCCUGCUCAUUUUCGCCUUGGAAAUUUAAAAAAAUGUACCUUAAAAGGUGGAACUCGUGGUUUGUGUUGUUCCAGCGGUCAAAAUCAUACCGUUCAUUCAAUUAAGAGAAAUCGAGAGUCGUUCGUAAAGGUAUCCAAAGAGAUUUUUAAGGAUAUCCACAGAUCGAGUCGAUAUGGAAUGGAAAAAUUGCGUGGUAAAAAUGUUGAAUUAUUAAGCUUGAAGGAACCACCGAAAAUAAUGGAAGGAACUCCAUCUUUCGGUCAUUUUAGAAGUAAAAGGGUUUAUGAUAAAGAUGAUGUUUUGAUGGUUAUGGAAGUUGCUGAUAAAGCUAUGGAAGUUGUUUUGGCCACAAAAGCUUUAAAAGAACG